Messenger RNA from Ziziphus jujuba (common jujube), 882 nucleotides. RefSeq lists its product as uncharacterized. Lineage: Eukaryota; Viridiplantae; Streptophyta; Magnoliopsida; Rosales; Rhamnaceae. Bases 1 to 654 code for a protein of 217 amino acids. Gene Ontology annotation, molecular function: phosphoglycerate dehydrogenase activity; NAD binding. The record is from RefSeq and is a predicted model, not a curated record. The transcript has 7 exons.
AUGGGUUCAUUGCUGACAGAUAAACGAGUGGUGAUAGAUGAAGAAGGAGCAGGGAAUAAAUUCAAAGAAUAUAAGUUGCUGUUAGAAGAGAUGACUCAGAUAAGUGUUUUCAUUUUGGGAUUUGGAAAUAUUGGAAUAGAGUUGGCAAAGCGCUUGAGAGUUUUUGGUGUAAAAAUUAUUGGUACAAAAAGGAGCUGGACUUCCCAUAUGAAUGGUCAAAAUGGUGUUAAUGAAGAUUUGGUUGAUGAGAAAGGAGGUCCGGAAGAUAAUCACAAAUUUGCAAGCAAGGCAGACAUUGUUGUUUGUUGUUUAUCCUUAAACAAUGAAACUGUCGGCAUUGUCAACAGGUCAUUUAUUUCCUCAAUGAAAGAGGAUGGGCUAUUAGUAAAUAUAGCCAGAGGGGGUGUAUUGGAGUAUGAAUCUGUUUUUGAAUACCUGAAAUGUGGACACUUGGGAGGGUUAGGCAUAGAUGUUGCUUGGAGAGAGCCAUUUGAUCCCGAUGAUCCAAUUUUAAGCUUCAAAAAUGUUAUAAUCACCCCUCAUGUGGCUGGAGUUACUGAAUUUUCUGUUAGAUCCAUGUCUAAGGUAGUUGGUGAUGUUGCUAUUCAACUGCAUGAAGGAACUACUCUGACAGGGAUUGAGUUCGUAAAUUGAUGCAAAUGCUAAUGCUAUAAUGUAUUAUCUUAUUAUUAUUAUUAUUAUUAUUAUUAUUAUGUAAUAAGAUUGCUUUUUAUAGCACAAAAGAGAGGCCAACCAAGGCGACGAUGACAUGUACUCGAAAUGUCUUCUAUGUGGUGAGAACUAAUAUCCUUUUAAACAUUUCAGAUUAUUAAAUAAUAAUAAAGUUUGGGUGUUAUAUAAACAUAUAUGCGAGUAUGACCA